Molecule: messenger RNA, 830 nt
Organism: Peromyscus eremicus (cactus mouse)
Lineage: Eukaryota; Metazoa; Chordata; Mammalia; Rodentia; Cricetidae
Product: protein-cysteine N-palmitoyltransferase HHAT-like
Exons: 3
Coding region: 54-434 (126 amino acids)
Biological process (GO): protein palmitoylation
Cellular component (GO): endoplasmic reticulum
Molecular function (GO): palmitoyltransferase activity
Source: RefSeq, a predicted model, not a curated record
UUCCACUGGGUGGGUCCCAGCAUGGCCUUUUGGGGACACUGCUCUCUACUGCGAUGACGUUUGCAUUUGUGAGCUACUGGCAUGGCAGCUAUGAAGACCUCUGGUGCUGGGCAGCACUCAACUGGCUGGGAGUCACUGUGGAAAGUGGAGCCCAGAGGCUGUUGGAGAUGCCCUGCAUCCGGGAGACCUUGACCCGGUACCUCUCCCCGCAAGCUCGCCGUCGGCUGCACGCUCUGCUGGCCUCCUGCUCCACCUCUAUGCUGAUCCUGUUCAACCUGGUGUUUCUCGGGGGGAUUCACGUUGGACAAAUCUACUGGUACAGGAUCUUCCUGCAAGGGCUAGAGGUCAUAGUGAUCACGAUCCAACUGACAAAAAUGUGCUGCAGUGUUGGGGACAUAGCACUCUGGGGACAAAAAGGUGAGUGGCCGGGGUAGAUGCCAUAAGCUGAUUGUCACAGGAAACAGAACAUCUACUUACCCCGCUUUACCGUUCCCCCUUACCGUCUGGAUAAGAGUCUUCAGAGAGGAAGUGGCAUCAGAGGUAGACUUUUAAAGGGUGGGUGAGGACCAGAACCAGGGAUUGGGGCACAGCCACAAAUGCAGGGAGACAUAAUUGCUCAUUCAGGAGCUGGCAGCUUCUGGGGUUGGAUGGGAGACAAUGUGAGAUGAGGCAGGUGAAUAGCGAGAUGUGCUGAAGGGCCCCAGGAGUAAGAGCACCGGUUAAUGAAGGGCCCAGUGCCAUGCUGAGGACCUGGACCACGUCGUCAGUUCACUGGGGUUUCUCAUGUUGGAGCAAGUAUCUAUCUGGAUAGCAAGGGAAUCUAUACCAGA